AUGGAUACCUUGGUCCUAAUGAAAAGCCAAUCACCAACAAAACCCAUAUUUUUUGAGAGAAUACCUGUGUUAGCAUCAGCCGUCAAAACUAUCAGGAAGAGCUUCCGUGGUAAACCGAAUAAGGAGUCUCUGAAGAAAAGAUCAAUCGAUCUAUCGGACAUUGAAACAACUUCUUCUUUUGAGAGUAGCGACUCGCCAGACAACAGAAGUUCCAACGGUUCUAUCAAUGGCGUUAAACAAAUCCAGAAAGAAGAAAUAUGGACGUUUGCCAAGGAUUUAGAGCAACACGUAUUUUGUUUGAGUGAAAAUCGGCUAGUGAAAAACUAUGUGUCCACAAAGGGAUACGGAGAAACUCACAGGAGACUUGCUGAUUAUGUGAAAGUCAACUUCAAUCCAGGAUUUGUGAAUGAAAUUCUAUUGAACGUGCAUAAUAACAGACGACUGACGACUAUUCUCAACCCCAAAAACGAGUGUUUUGCCAUAGCCACACUCCAAGCUCUCUUCGCAUGCCCACCAUUUGUCGAUUACAUAGAAAAAAAGAAACCAGUGUCGCUUAUUGAUGAUGCCAUGAGAGUCAUUGCUGCUCAAGUCAGAACCGGCUGGAUAGCCAUUAAUUGCACAGGCUUGUUGAAACUACUCAUGAACUACCAAGAAGAAAAAGAGGAAGAUGCGGAAGAUUUUUAUAGAGCUUUGGAAGAAAAGUAUUUCGAUGCUACUUUUCGAAAUCCGACAGAGUACAAGACAUUCGAAUGCAACGAAUGCUACAAUGAAGAAAUGAUUAUCGAUAAGGGUACACGAAUAUCUCUGCCACCACCGUUCAAGUUUCAUAAUCCAGCUAGAAUGCGGAGUCUGGUUGCUUACAAAAUCGGAGGAUUAGAGCAAGUAGAAAAGACAUGUCGCUUUUGUGGAGAGAUUGGUGGUUGCUUCCAAACAAUAUGGGAUCUUGGCAACCUUCUGUUUGUCUCGGCCGCAUCUACUCAUACUGAUGGAAGAAUUGCCAAGUUCGAAAAUCGGAUCAAUCUGAAACUUGUAGAAAACCUGGAGAGAAAUAGUUAUUGGAACCUGGGAGGAGUCGUAUAUUACGAACAAUACUCCAAAUUCCAUGGUCACUAUGUGACCGUUGUGCGGUUUCGGGAUAAAGCAUAUUUGAUGAACGAUAUGUAUUUGUACGAGAUCCCUACCGCCAGCGUCAAAGGAAAACCAUAUUUCGCUCUAUACUAUAGGGAAGAUUGGUUCAUAGCCCAGACGGAUGUCUGA
Messenger RNA from Caenorhabditis remanei, 1257 nucleotides. RefSeq lists its product as uncharacterized. The transcript is spliced from 10 exons. Gene Ontology annotation, molecular function: cysteine-type deubiquitinase activity. Lineage: Eukaryota; Metazoa; Nematoda; Chromadorea; Rhabditida; Rhabditidae. The record is from RefSeq and is a predicted model, not a curated record. Gene Ontology annotation, biological process: protein deubiquitination. The coding region runs from base 1 to 1257 and encodes 418 amino acids.